Colletotrichum destructivum is the source of this 1029-nucleotide messenger RNA. RefSeq lists its product as uncharacterized. The record is from RefSeq and is a predicted model, not a curated record. The transcript has 4 exons. Bases 1 to 1029 code for a protein of 342 amino acids. Lineage: Eukaryota; Fungi; Ascomycota; Sordariomycetes; Glomerellales; Glomerellaceae.
AUGGUUAUAAGGUAUUUUCGUGACCUAACCAGCAUUUCGGUUCCUAUUGUGCGAGAUUGGGGCCUCACACUUGAAGCCAUUCAUAAAGGGCAGGACUUAAGCGACCUCCUACAACAACCGACUGAGACUAAGGAAGACGCAAUUGUUCAAGACCCAAAUAUCGACAACGCAAAGCUUGACUUCGUCUAUGAGCAGAUAGCGGGCUUUAUGCUGGAACUGUCGCGUGUGGAAUUCCCACGCAUUGGCGCCAUCUCUCAGAACGCGACGUCUGGUCAGCGGGAUGUUACCAGACGACCCUUGACGUACGACAUAAACGAGGUUGUUACUCUUGCGCCAUUCAAUUUUGUGAGUCAUCUUUUUGCUGCACGUGCGCAGUCUUUUCAAGUUCACCUUGAGGCGCAGCGCAACAUCGCUGGCGAUGGCGGAAAUCUUGCUUGGAACCAGUUCGUCGCACGACAUUAUUUCGCACGGAUGGUCUCUACACAGGACACUGUCAACGAAACUGGGCCAUUUCGGCUUUUUUGUAAUGGCUUAAGGCCUACGAACAUGCUCGCCGAUUCGGAAACGCUUCGAAUAAGCUCAGUACUCGACUUUGAGUUUACCAACGCUAUGCCAGCACAGUUUGCUGAUGAUGUGCCUUGGUGGUUGUUGCUUCAAAAACCGGCCGUAUGGAUUAGUGAGGGCAAAGUCCAAGAGUUCCUAACUCUUUUACAGCCGCGAAAAGAGCAGUUCAUUCAAGCUAUGGAGCGAGUCGAAUGCAAGUCACCGCUGGCCACGGAGGAGACAAUGGGCACUUUUGAUUCAACCUCGCAUUACGGAGUAAUUAGCUUUGAUAUCGACGAAAUUUACUGGAAGGUGUUGCAUAAAGGCAAUUUGGGCGAGGCCCUUUUGGACAGUGCGACUUUGGGGGAGAAAGAGGCCUCUGUGCGACGGAAGAAAGCCCAACUUGACGCCUAUAGGAGCGAGAAGGAAAGCGACCAACGUUUUGCUGGUCAGUGGUGGUUGGUCAUUAGAGAGUCAACUCAGUAA